This is a messenger RNA of Populus nigra (black poplar), 1345 nucleotides long. Its product is annotated as rac-like GTP-binding protein RAC2. Gene Ontology annotation, molecular function: GTP binding; protein kinase binding; GTPase activity. Gene Ontology annotation, biological process: regulation of actin cytoskeleton organization; establishment or maintenance of cell polarity; actin filament organization. NCBI's taxonomy places the organism in Eukaryota, Viridiplantae, Streptophyta, Magnoliopsida, Malpighiales, Salicaceae. The coding region runs from base 449 to 1087 and encodes 212 amino acids. The transcript is spliced from 7 exons. Gene Ontology annotation, cellular component: cell projection; cytoskeleton; cytoplasmic vesicle. The record is from RefSeq and is a predicted model, not a curated record.
GUGCAUAUCUGUUUCAGAAAGCUCAUGUAUCUCACUCUGUGACAUGCGUUUCCAUGUCUGUGUUUUAUUUGGUGCUCGUGUUCUUAAAUUCUUAAAAGGGAAAAAGAACAGGCAACUCUCGAAGGAGUGACGGUCUCAAUUCUAAGAAUUUAAAUGGUUAAUUUAGUCAAGUUUUUCUUUUUCAUUUUUGGAAGAAUUCAAGCCUUUCAAUUUGACUAAAUAAUUUAUUUAGGAUCCAUGGGGUCAUGCUAUGUUUCCCUUUGUUUUUCUUGAUCCUUUUUGCCUCCAUGACAGCUCAAAUUAAAGUGAUCCAAAGAUCCUUUUCAAAAGCUCUUAGAAAAUUUUGCUGCUUUCCUUUUAACACCCCCUCCUCUCUCUUUCCAUAUAUAACAAACAUUCUAUAACAGAGAAAGAAGAAGAAGAUAGCACCACAUAAUUCUCUUGAAAAAUGAAUGCCACAGCAGCAGCAGCAUCAACAACAACAACAACAACAACAACAACAACAACAAAGUUUAUCAAAUGUGUGACAGUUGGAGAUGGAGCCGUUGGAAAAACAUGUCUUCUCAUCUCUUACACUAGCAACACCUUCCCUACUGAUUAUGUUCCUACUGUUUUUGAUAACUUCAGUGCCAAUGUUUUGGUUGAUGGGCAGACUGUGAAUCUAGGUCUUUGGGACACUGCUGGUCAAGAAGACUACAACAGGCUGAGGCCUCUAAGUUACAGAGGAGCUGAUGUUUUCAUUCUUGCCUUUUCCCUCAUAAGUAGGCCAAGCUAUGAGAACGUAUCAAAAAAAUGGGUCCCUGAGCUCAGACAUUAUGCCCCAUCAGUGCCCAUUGUUCUUGUGGGGACUAAAUUAGAUCUGAGAGAAGAUCGUCAGUUUCUCUUGGAUUAUCCUGGGGCAUGCACUAUUUCUACAGAGCAGGGUCUAGAACUACAGAAGCAAAUAGGAGCGCUGGCAUACGUAGAAUGCAGCUCAAAGACGCAGCAGAAUGUGAAAGCUGUCUUUGAUGCUGCCAUCAAGGUAGUACUCCAGCCUCCAAAGCGUAAGAAACACAAGAGAAAACAUAGGGUCUGCCAUAUUCUUUAACCAAUUUCCUACACAAGGCUGCCACAAGCAUCUCUACGUCGUAUCCAUUUCUUCCAUGUUACAUUUCUUAUUUCUGUUCAUAAUUUUUUUUCCCUUUCUUCUUUCUUUGGAUGGUGUCCAUGUUGCCUAUUUUCGUCGUCAUUUUUUUCAUUUCCUCUGUUUGUAGACAGACUGAUCCUGGUCUUGCAUCCAAUUUAUCUUCAACCAUCAUGUGCUCGUUCUGUAUUAUCUAUUGGAAAGUGGUCAGAUUUCAUCCUA